Messenger RNA from [Torrubiella] hemipterigena, 3436 nucleotides. NCBI's taxonomy places the organism in Eukaryota, Fungi, Ascomycota, Sordariomycetes, Hypocreales, Clavicipitaceae. The record is from the annotation of a GenBank genome assembly.
AAAAACUCCAGCUACACGAUUCACCAGAAAGCGGCGCCGCCACCGCCCCAGCUGCGUUCUCCUCUUCUCCGCAUUUUCCUCAUUUCCUCCUUGCUUUGCCGCGCUCCUAUAUUAAUAUCGCCUAGCCGAAUAUACUUGCUUUGCUCCACCAGCCGCUGCCAACCGCCAUGUAAAAACGGCAACGUCCGCCUCUAGCACAAAACGAUUCCGUCUGCAUCCGUAUUCACUUUCUUCUGACACGCAGAAAACAAUGCUGUCACCCUCUCCUUUUGUAGUUGCUGCUGCUGCCGCUACUCUGGCAUCUCUUGCCGCAGCGGAGCCUGAUAUCUCCCUCACCCAUCACGAGCUGCUCCAGCGCUCUGUGCACGAUGGCUCCUGGGCCCUCGAGACUCGCAGCCUGCUCGAUGACUUUGGCACCUGCGGCGGUUGCGAGAACAUCCUUAGCCUUCUCAAGGGCUUGGUCAAGUCGAGCGAUAGCGCCCUGACUGGCCUUGGAACCCAACUCUGCACCAUUGGCACGCCCUACGACUCCCAAUUCUGCAACGGCACUGUAGCCCGUGAGGCCCCCGUCAUCGCCGAGCUCAUCCGCUCCAUCGACAUCAACUCCACGUCCUCGACCCAAUUCUGCAUCACCUUUCUCGGUGUCUGCAAGUAUCCCGACGUGGCGCCCUGGACUGUACCCAUCCCCUCAAAGAAGGCUUGCAACGACAAGGCCCCCGCCGUCAGCGGCAAGAAGCCUCUCAAGGUCAUCCACUACUCCGACAUCCACAUUGAUCCUCUGUACGUCGCCGGCUCCAGCACCCAGUGCAAGAAGCCCACCUGCUGCAGACCCUUUACUGAGGACGAUGAGCCCGGCAAGUCCAAGAGUCCUGCAGGUCCCAACGGCGAUCACAACUGCGAUUCCCCCGUCACCCUCGAGGACAGCAUGUACAAGGCCAUCCACGACAUGUUCCCCGACCAGGCCUUUACCAUCUUUACCGGCGACAUUGUCGACCACGGUCUCUUCAAUACCAGCAAGCCCUACAACCAACAAGAGAUCACCGACGCAUACUCCAAGAUGAACAACAGCUUCAAGACCGUCUACGGCACCGCCGGCAACCACGAGUCCGACCCCGCCAACAUCUUCUACCCCAACUCGCAGAACAACAAGACCCAAUGGGUCUACGACUCCCUCAGCUCCGAAUGGUCGCACUGGAUCUCCUCGACCGAGGCCCAGUCCGCCAAAUCCAUCGGCGCCUACUCCGCCAAGUACCCCAAGGGCAACCUGCGCAUCAUCUCGCUCAACACAAACAUGUACUACCGCUUCAACUUUGCCCUCUACCAAAAGGACAUGCAGCGCGACCCCAACGACCAGAUCGCCUGGCUCGCCAAGGAGCUCGACGCCGCCGAAAAGGCCGGCGAGAACGUCUACAUCAUCGGCCACAUGCCCUUUGGCGAGGCCGACGCCCUGCGCGACCAGUCCAACUACCUCGACCAAGUCGUCCGCCGCUACGCCACCACCAUCCGCGCCAUGUUCUUCGGCCACACCCACCUCGAUCACUUCGAGGUCUCGUAUGCCGACUACUCCAAGCGCUCCGCCGCCAACGCCUUCGCCAUGUCCUACAUCUGCCCCUCCCUCACCCCGACCUCCGGCAUGCCCUCGUUCCGCGUCUACGACGUCGACCCGGACACCUUUGCCGUCCUCGACGCCACCACAUACUACGCCGACAUGGGCGACUCGGCGUUCCAGACCUCGGGACCCGUCUGGAAAAAGUACUACUCGGCCAAAGAGGCCUACGGCGCCGCUCUGAAGCCCGCCGUCACGGACCCUGCUGCCGAGCUGACGCCUGCCUUUUGGCAUAAUGUCACUGCCGCCUUUGAGGCCAACAGCACCCUCUUUGACGAGUACAUGGCCCGCAAGAGCCGCGGCUGGAACGUCGACAAGCCCUGCCGCGACUCCUGCCGCGAUACCGAGAUCUGCCAGCUCCGCGCCGGCCGGUCCCAGGAUAACUGCCAGGUUCCGACCCCCGGUGUGCACUUUUCCAAGCGUGACAUGUCGCUUGCUGCGCAGAAGCACGGCGAGCACGACGACUGCGGCGCCCCUGUCAUCCGGGACGUCUUCCACGCGCUGGCCCGCCGCACCGACCUGCUCGAGAUGCUUCAGAAGCGAUUCGUCGCAGAGGGCGCUGUUGUCGAGCCUGUUGUGCGCCGAAGCCCUGUGCCCGCUGAGUCGGCGGUGGCCAGCCCGACUCCAACAGACGAUGCGGAUGCCUGUGUGUCUACUACCCAUGCGGGAGGCGCUAGUGCUACCAAGAGCAGCGCGGCCGAAGCUACUGGAUUACAUGGCUUUGCUGCUGCUGCUGCUGCCGUGGCUGCUGCCGUUGGUGGCGCCCUUGUUGUAUAAUAGCUAAUGUUGUAUAUAUAAGCUGUUUAUGUACGGUUGUAGUUGUAGUAGUAGUAGUUUUGUGUAUAAGGAGUACGGUGUAGUUAUAGUUGGAGCUUUUGUUACCGGGACGGGGAGCGAGCAUUGGGAAGUGGCGUAAUGUGAAUGAGAAGAAGCAGUAUAGUCAAUCUAUCUUUUGAAUAGUUGUAAUUACAAACAAGAUCACUUGGAAAUAGUCCGUUACAAGAGGUAUAAACAUGAUGUAGAGUUGAGUUCAUUAGGUCCAUUCUUUGCUGUGUUUGGUUCAUAACGUCGCUUAUUCUAGUAAAUAAUACAAAAGGGUUUUUCCCCGCUCGCUUCAUAAGAGAGUACUCUUAAAUCUUCUGGGCCAACAUGUACUCAUAGUCGGGCAUGUGCUUGUUUGCCGAGGCGAGCAGGAAAUCAGCCACCUCCUGGCCAAACUCCUCCUUCCACGCAGCAUGCUUGGCCUCGGCCGUCACGCCCUUGGAGCUCUUGGACUUGUCCACGCCCGUCGACUCCCACAGGCCCUUGAGGUAGCUGCGCUCAAUCGCCGUUCUGUUCUCGCCUGACACUGUGUCCCACGAGUACAGCACCUUGUCCUUGGAGAAGUUGACGCGCUCGCAGACACGCUCAAUGACAUCUGUGCCCUCCAACAGGUCGUCGGCAUCCACAAUAAUGGGCAUGAAUGGGCCAGGGCCUUUGGGGUUCGGGCCCGUGUAGACGUCAGCGGGGACUUGGGUCUUGUACCAGUCAAACAGUUGACGGCAGUAGCCUGUGUUGGCAGACAACUUGCAGAAGGGGUCCUUUAGGUCGACAGGGUAGAUGCGCAGGUUGGCGCGGUACCACGAUUCGGUCUGCAUCAGAGGGUGGCGGAUAAUGAAGAUGGGAACGGCCGAGAGGAGGAAGCUGUCGGGCAGCAGAGUCGGGCUGGUGUGCUUCUGGUCGCCGGUCAGAUGCAAUGAGGGAGCUGGGUCGGCGCCCCAGAUGUCCUGGUCAAUGACGGACGGCUGCCAGGUCUGGAAGACGUGGUCUUUGAAGAAGACGGGCUUGUUC